GGGUGGGGUGGAGAUAUUGACGGAUGUCCUCAGGUGGGGAUGUGGGAGACGAGAGCUGAUCGCUUCAAGACGUCCCUUCAAUUCCUUCUCCUUCCCUAUCGGCGACUAUACACAGCACUCGACGCGUGCCGCGUGGCUGACUAUGUUAUAUUUGCAUUGUCAGCACAAACAGAGGUAGAUUCCUGGGGUGAACUCUGCCUCAGAUGUCUGCAGGCCCAGGCUUUGCCCGAUAUUGUGACCGUCGUGCCUGAUCUCGACGAGGUACCGUCGAAGCAGCGUCAGGAUACACUGAAAUCUCUGCUCUCCUUCAUCCAAUACUUCGUCCCUUCCCAGACUCGUGUCUUCUUCCUUUCCCCUUCUCAGCCAUCUGAAGCCACAAGCACGGCCCGAGCACUUUGUGAAGGCAAGCCGAAGGACGUGGCCUGGAGGAAGGAUAGGACGUGGUUGGUAGCGGAGGAUGCCGGAUGGGUGGCGAGGGAGGAGAUGAAGGAAGCCGAAGAGGACGGUACGGGGACGCUGCAGGUCACCGGUGUUAUUAGAGGCGGGAGGUUGAGCGUCGACCGUCUGAUACACAUCCCCAAUUUUGGGGACUAUCAGAUAGAGAAGAUCACUGCGGCCCCUCACCGCACCGCCAAUGUCCAGGACAUGGACCAAACAGACGAAGUCCUGGCAGAGCCUAGUUCUGAUGCGGACUCCCUCAUUUCGCGAAAUGAACCGGAUGACCUUAUGAACGAGCAGACCUGGCCGACCGAAGAGGAAAUGCGCGCGGGGGAUGAGAUGCAGGCAGAUGCAGAUGCAGCUGAGAACACGGCGAGGAAGCUAAAAAAACUGCCAAAGGGGACAAGCAGUUAUCAGGCAGCGUGGAUUAUGGAUGAAGAAGAUGAGGACAAUGCGGAUGAGGGCGAUGAAGAGGAUGAAGGUGACGACACUGAGGAGGAAGAGCUGGAUGAAGAAGAUAUGGGAGUCGAUGGCCCCAUGGCGGACAUUUCUGAGAAGGGGCUAAAUGGAUGCGAGGUUCCAGAAGUUGAGCCGAGCAUCAGUGCAAUGGAGAGCAGCCGGAAGACCGAAGUGCAUUUCGACCUACCCGUGGAGGAGGAAGAGACACAGCUGAAGACCUACCUCGGGUCUCGCAACCGCCAAAACAAAGAUGACCUUGAGUUUCCUGACGAAGUCGAUACCCCUCGCGAUAUUCCAGCACAUGCCCGCUUCCAAAGGUACAGAGGGCUCAGAUCAUUCCGCACCAGCCCAUGGGAUCCAUUCGAGAACCUGCCGGUGGACUACGCAAAGAUAUUCCAGUUCGAGGAUUAUCAGAGGACAAGGAGGAGGGUUUUAAGGGAGGAUGAACAUAGUAUUCCUGAAGGCAAACGCGUUACCCUGCAUUUGAGGGAUGUCCCACAUACGGCCUUCAAAGCUUCCAAAUCGACAUUCCCGUUCACCCUGUUUGCUCUAUUGAAGCAUGAGCACAAGUAUUCGGUGCUAAACUUUGUCGUUCAGCGAAACACAGAAUACGACGGAAUUGUGAAGUCGAAGGACGAACUUCUUGUAUGUGCUGGUCCAAGGCGAUAUACUGCAAAACCGAUCUACAGUCAGUAUGUAAGGGGAGGCGGCAAAGGUUCCAACAACGUGCACAAGUUCGAGCGUUUUCUCCGUCAUGGCUUGGCCACUGCUGUUUCUCUUUACGCCCCGAUCAUGUUUGGGAAACAGCCGUGCUUGUUGUUGCGAGAGAGCGAAGAUCCACAAGAACCACACUUGGUUGCAACGGGCACGUUCAUGAACCCGGACACAAAGCGUGUCAUCGCAAAGAAGAUCAUCCUCACCGGCGUACCUUACAAGGUACACAAACGAACUGCUACAAUUCGGUAUAUGUUCUUCAAUCCCGAAGAUGUUCGGUACUUCGCGCCGAUUCAGCUUCAUACCAAGCAUGGUCGUGUGGGACACAUCAGCGAGUCACUAGGUACCCAUGGCUAUUACAAGGCGCACUUUGAUGGGCCAAUCACUCAGAUGGAUACCAUUUGCAUGUCUCUCUACAAGAGGGUCUUUCCAAGAUGGUGUCAGCUCUGGAAGGAGCCCUCUCGGCCAGUAAAUGCCCUCCAAGACAGCAUGGAAACCGAGGAUUAGAUAUCACGCCUUUGUUCUGUAUGGUACUACAUGAUUAGAAUGGCAUUAAUGCAUGUCUCCUGCUGCUUGACCCAGGCUCACACCGCUGGGACGAGUCCAGCAGCAACAGCAGCCCGAGUCCUACGCGUGGGAGGAGGCGCUUGGACCGCAUCCGCAUCUACUUCAUCCUGCACACGCCGUACCGCUGCCGCCCUUGUCCUUGGUGCGGGCCGAUAAUCGCUACUUUGAGUGUCAGUCCUACUCAGAGGACCGCGAGAUCGUGCCUCGUCUGCUGUGCGACGCAUUUCCUUCAACACAUCAUUUGCCUGAUCGUAAUUGUCGCCCUGAUCCCGCAGAACCUCCGUAACAACAGUGACGUCGAAGUAAUAGCCAUGCUCUGUUCGGAGCUCUUCCGCCAUCUCGUUUCGUUCCUGGACCGCACGCUGCAUGACAUCAUUGAUGGAAACACGGCCGUUUGAACCCCGAGGACGCCGUGGGUCACCAGAAGAAGCCCGUCGUGCGUCUCCGGCCGGAAAACGAGUUUGAUCAGGAGGAAGUUCAUUGAAAUCCAGCUGCCGAAUUCGAGCUAAGGGCUCGCUGGCGCGGGAAACUCCAGUCGGGGCACGUUCGGUAGGAUCGAUCUGCAGUGCCUGUGCCUGUUCCAGCAGCUCCUGCACACCUGGCUCGGGCUCUGGUGUAAGCUGCUCAACAGUGUCCUGGCUGCUCUGAGACAUGCUCGGGGGUCUGGCCUCGCCGUCGCGCCGGGAAGCCAUUCGUGGGGUUCCAUUGUCUAUUCCUGAGCCAUUAUCGAGUUCGGCUUCGACUUCUAGCAAUUCCGAGUCACCUUCGUUGUUCUGGUAGGUCGAAUUUUGCAAUCGAGCUGGGGACCUUAAGCUUACGUCUCGCAAAGGAGACCAAGCUGCUGGCGGUGAAUGUGGCGUUGGAGGUUCCGGCGCUUGGGAGCGACGUUGGCCUGGAGUUGAAGGCGAACGCGGUGUUUGGAUAUUCACGGUUCGCCUGCCAUUCCGGGAAGGAGGCCAUCUAUCACCCGAGCGGUCGGUCGUUUGGUCAUAGUUGGGGACGCCCAUGCCUCGCCGCCGCAGAAUGGGCAACUGGGUGUUUCCAGGUGCGGUGGUUCUAUACGUGGGUGGUGGCUGGGAUUCGCCAGGGGGAACUUGAGGGGGCGAAUCGGGGGCAUUUAGAUUCUCAUCUUCGUUUCCAGCUGGUUCUUCCAUAUUACCAUCUUCAUCGUCGUUUCCAGCUGGUUCUUCCAUAUUACCAUC
Molecule: messenger RNA, 3380 nt
Organism: Dacryopinax primogenitus
Lineage: Eukaryota; Fungi; Basidiomycota; Dacrymycetes; Dacrymycetales; Dacrymycetaceae
Product: DUF663-domain-containing protein
Exons: 8
Coding region: 40-2118 (692 amino acids)
Biological process (GO): maturation of SSU-rRNA from tricistronic rRNA transcript (SSU-rRNA, 5.8S rRNA, LSU-rRNA); endonucleolytic cleavage of tricistronic rRNA transcript (SSU-rRNA, 5.8S rRNA, LSU-rRNA); ribosome biogenesis
Cellular component (GO): nucleus; preribosome, small subunit precursor
Molecular function (GO): GTPase activity; U3 snoRNA binding; GTP binding
Source: RefSeq, a predicted model, not a curated record